This is a messenger RNA of Spodoptera frugiperda (fall armyworm), 4420 nucleotides long. It is a transcript of the gene CDase, whose product is annotated as neutral ceramidase. Gene Ontology annotation, biological process: long-chain fatty acid biosynthetic process; sphingosine biosynthetic process; ceramide catabolic process. The record is from RefSeq and is a predicted model, not a curated record. Lineage: Eukaryota; Metazoa; Arthropoda; Insecta; Lepidoptera; Noctuidae. Gene Ontology annotation, cellular component: extracellular region. Bases 325 to 2409 code for a protein of 694 amino acids. The transcript has 14 exons. Gene Ontology annotation, molecular function: N-acylsphingosine amidohydrolase activity.
AGGAGACGAUUAAUAUUGGUUCAAACGUUGGUAAUAAAUACUUAUGAACGGAUUUGGCUUUGAUUCAGCGCAGUACAACAAUUUAGUGCGUUUCACGCCGCGAGAGAGGGCUUACGUUUACUCAAUGUCCUUCUGAGUCACAUUCACAAUCGUGUUUCUAUUUUUGAAUUAAACUCGCUAAUCUGUGUGCAAAAAGUUCAAUUAAAAUAAAUUUAUGUUUAUUUCUGAACGCAACUAUUAUGUCUAUGAUUUUUAGCGGUAAAAUGUGAGUUUUGUAAAGUGUAAAUAGUGAAAAAAAAACUGGAAUUAAACGAAAAGCUCAACAUGUUGGCCGUGUGGCUGGUGGUUGCGUGUGCGACGACUGCGCACGCGCUGCGUGUCGGCGUCGGCAUCGCUGAUGUCACUGGCCCACCUGCCGAAAUCGCAUUUAUGGGUUAUGCUCAAUUAGAACAAACGGGUCAUGGCAUCCACUUGAGGCAGUUCUCUAGAGCCUUCGUGUUGGAAGAAGGGAGUGAUGAGUCGGCUGAGCGACUAGUCUUCGUGUCUGUGGAUGCGGCUAUGAUGGGACAUGGUGUGAGGAAAGAAGUCAUCAAACGUCUCCAGAAGCGCUACGGAGACCUUUACAGGGAGGACAAUGUGAUAAUCAGCGGGACCCACACUCACUCCACUCCCGGAGGAUUCCUCAUGGACUUCCUCUUUGACCUUCCUAUUCUCGGCUUCGUUAGGGAGACCUAUGCUGCUUACAUUGUUGGUAUUUAUAAGAGUAUCGUCAUAGCCCACAAUAAAUUAACAGACGCACGUGUUUUGUAUGGAGAAGCCGAACUUUUGGAUGCUAAUAUCAAUCGAUCUCCUACAUCCUAUUUGAGGAAUCCACCAGAGGAAAGAGCUAGGUACAAAUAUGACACAGACAAGACUCUGUCUCAGAUCCGCUUCGUGUCUCCAGAGAAUAAGAUCCUGGGCGUGAUUAACUGGUUCGCAGUGCAUCCGACCAGUAUGAACAAUACUAAUAAGCUGAUAUCUUCUGAUAAUGUGGGGUACGCCUCCGUUUUGAUGGAGAAAGCUCUUAAUGGGAACACCACAUUGCCAGGCAAGGGUACCAUAGUCUGUGCCUUCGCGUCCACGAACCUUGGCGACGUAUCUCCCAACACGAAGGGUCCGCACUGUGAGUUCUCCGGCAAGCCGUGUGACCAGGAGAAGUUGUUGUGCAAGAGGCCCAAGGAGAGGUGCUUCGCGUCAGGCCCGGGACGGGACAUGUUUGAUAGCACCAGGAUCAUUGCUACUAAGCUGUUCCAUACUGCUAUGAGUGUUCUAAACGAGCCGGGCGAAGACAUCACAGGUCCUCUAGCCAUCAAACACCAGUACGUUAAGAUGCCAGAACAAGCUGUCGCUCCAUAUGAUCCAGUCACCGAGACCUUUAAUACGAGCACCACUGUCUACGGCUGCCUGCCCGCCAUGGGCUACAGCUUCGCGGCAGGUACCACGGACGGGCCCGGCGCCUUCGACUUCAAGCAGGGCACCACCACCUCCAACCCGCUGUGGAACGCCGUCAGGGACUUCAUCGCUGAACCUACCAAGGAAGACAUUAAGUGCCAGGCGCCUAAACCGAUCUUGUUGGCCACUGGACGGGCCAAAUUCCCCUACGAAUGGCAGCCAAAGAUAGUGUCCUGUUCCGUGGCGAGGAUCGGCGGGCUCUUACUGGCCGCAGUACCAGGAGAGUUCACCACCAUGUCGGGCCGGAGACUCCGGAACGUCAUCGCCAAGACUGCGCCUGAAGCCAGGAAGGUCGUCAUCGCUGGGCUCUCCAAUAUUUACUCUGAUUAUAUUGCUACGCCUGAGGAGUAUCAGGCGCAGAGAUACGAAGCAGCGUCUACAAUCUUCGGGCCACACACAUUGGACAUAUAUUUGAACAAAUACGUUGAGCUUACUGAAGCAUUGAUUUCAAGUAAAUCCAUCCCACAAGGUCCUGAGCCCCCGGAUCUAAGCAGUCAGCUGAUUUCCCUGGUACCGCCUGUACUAUGGGACUCUGCACCGUGGGGUCACGAGUUCGGUGACUGCUUGAAGCAGCCCUUCAAACAGUACAGCUAUGGAGAUGUCGUUAUGGCACAAUUUGUAUCGGGCCACCCCCGCAACAGUAUCCGCCACGGGCGCUGGUACGCCACCGUGGAGAGGCUCGAGUCGGAGGAGGACGAUGCCUGGACCACUGUCUUCACUGACGCGGACUGGGAAACUAAAUACACCUGGAUCCGUGACUCCAAAGUAAUGGGAACGAGUCGCGCAGAAAUCGAAUGGGAGAUUCCAGUAGGAACUCCUAAAGGAACCUAUAGGAUCCAUCAUUUUGGAAACUACAAAUAUGUGUUGGGUGGCAUCUACCCUUACCAUGGAUUUACGGACAGUUUCGAAGUGUCUUAGGCCUUUGAUUGACUAUCUUUGCUAUUUCCCUCUGCAGUUUUCUGUAAAAAAUAAUAUAAUUGACAAUAUCCAUUAUUUCUGUCCAUUAUAGUGACAGGCUUAAGUUAGGCGUUUGAUAAUUUGAACAUCAGACGUCUGUAAACUAAAUGUGAUUGGGGAAUUCCCAGGGACUUUACUUGGGACCAAUUUUAAUCCUUUUGAGUAAAUGCUUUCGAGGUGAAUUCUGAAGAUUGGAUUGUAAAUAAUGUCAAGUUAUCAAGUGAUUUUUGGGACCAAUCUGUUUUAAAGAAAUAGUUAAUGAUUAACAUGACAGUGUUCAUCACAUUUUUAGUUUCAUACCUAUGUUAUAAGUAGGUACUAUUUUGUAAUAAUAUGCCAAUAUUCUACGAGUAGGUUCCAAUGUAUUGGCCACUCGUUAGAUCUUUCCAUUGAGAUAUGUAAAUUUAAUCCUUAUUAUACUUUGUUUUAAGGUUUAUUUAUAAAUGUCAAUUAGCAGUAUGUAUUUGCGUGGGUGCAUUGCGUUUUUAUUAGCUUUAAAUUUAUAGAUUUAUAAAGCCAGAUUUCACAAAGUAAGUAUCAAUUGACGUUGUAUUAUAUUUACUUACGUUUAAUCGGUGAUUGCAACUGAUUUGUACAGUAUCUGUAUCACUGCUAAUUCGGGCUUUUUCAAGCUCCGAUAAGGUUUUGAUAAAAAAAAAUACGGAUAACACCUUCUUUAGAGGUCGGCAUUGGACUCAUAGACUACACUCAUCCUUACCAUCAGGUGAUCCGGCAGUUCGUUUGCCUAGGCCACAAAAACGUAUUUUUUUAAUAACAGCAAUCUAGAUACUGUAACUGUCAAUUUGAACUUCCGAAGUGAGCUCGAUUGUAUUCUCGCCCGUCAUUGGUCGAGAUUAUUUUCACAACCAAUGACAUGGCGGACCGCGAUCGAGUUCACUUUGAUCUUUCGAAUUGAUAAUUACAGAAUAGUACUAUCGAGUACUUUAUCUCAGAUAAAUUAAUGGCUCGUCUUGGCGGGGACACUCCCGUGCCCCCAGAUCUUUAACUUAUCGGAGAGUUGUGAAACUGUGCACCUAGCUCUUAAAAUGUAUUAAAGCCAAUUAACAUAACGUACCAAAGUAAAAUUCUUAGUUUUAAUACCUUCUGUAGAUAUUGUACUUCUAUAGCUUAGAACAAGUUAGUCUAGUCGCCAAUCCUAUGUGAUUUUAUACUUUUUUCAUUUAUUUACCUAAUGUAGCGUAAUUAGUGAUAUGUAUGUAUUUUCUUUAUAUAUUUAUUAUCUAUCUAAGAAGUUUGUUUAUCUCGUACUAAGCGGACUUACACUAAGAUAAAGUAAUCAGACUAACAAAUAUGCAAAGAAGUAAAUGUAAUUCCACUUGAGUGAAGAAAAAUGUGGACAGCUGUUUGUGUUGAAAAUCUACUUUCAAAUAUAUUUUUGGUUAUUUUUAUCGAGGCUUAUUUUAGUUUAUUGCAAUCAUUAAAAUCGGUUCAAUUGCAUCAGCCCUCCUGGGCCUCAUCUGUGGUGGUCUGAUAGAUCCCUGAGGCGUCAUACAUUUGGGAUCAAUUCAGCAGGCUGUAAGUUUUAAAGUCCCUGUUGAUCCAGCCACCCUUUUAUUUAAAUUUUCAGUGAAAUAAUAUUUUUUACAGAUUUUUUUACACCAUUGUUUUACGCCGAGUUAUAAAAGUCACGUCUUCUUAGUAUUUUUUUUUAUUUGUAAAGUACGGUACUGGUAUUUUUGCUCGCCACUGUAUUUUUUAAUACCCAUUUGUUUAUUUAUCUGUACUAAGUACUUAGUAUGUCACAUUAUUUUCUUUAUAGAUAAAGGUGUUUAGGGCAACAGAUAUACAUAUGUAAAUACCUAUAAUUAAAACACAAUUUUUAUAUAAUAAGUAUUUUCUAUAAUUUUGCCUGUAUUUAUUUGUACCUAGAACUGAUUAAGACAGUGUACGUAGACUUAUAAAAGUGCCAAUUUAUAGGAAAUAAAAUAUUUAUAAAUGUAAGAAGUUUUAA